This is a messenger RNA of Phaeoacremonium minimum UCRPA7, 861 nucleotides long. Its product is annotated as putative carnitinyl- dehydratase protein. Gene Ontology annotation, cellular component: mitochondrion. NCBI's taxonomy places the organism in Eukaryota, Fungi, Ascomycota, Sordariomycetes, Togniniales, Togniniaceae. Gene Ontology annotation, molecular function: enoyl-CoA hydratase activity. Gene Ontology annotation, biological process: fatty acid beta-oxidation. The transcript has a single exon. The record is from RefSeq and is a predicted model, not a curated record. The coding region runs from base 1 to 861 and encodes 286 amino acids.
AUGUCGAACCCAUUCAUCAUUCCUCCCCCUGAUGUUCCCAAUGCCAUCAUAAGCUUUCCAUCACCGCAUGUUCUACUCGUCACGCUCAAUCGGCCCAAGCAGCUGAAUGCAAUUCCCUCUUCCUUGCACUCUCGCUUCGACGCCCUCUGGCGUUGGUAUGACAGCGAGCCAUCCCUGAGAUGUGCUGUGCUGACCGGUUCGGGCCGUGCUUUCUGCGCCGGUGCAGAUCUCAAGGAGUGGAAUGAGCGACACAACGCCUCUUCACCACAACAGCAGGAUCAAGAAAGAGCCGCCAAGAGUGAGCGCUGGAUGGCUUCCGGCUUCGGCGGGCUGUCCAAUCGCGCCGGAAAGAAGCCCAUCAUCGCCGCUGUGAACGGCUUAUGUCUUGGCGGUGGCAUGGAGAUUGCCAUCAACUGUGAUCUUAUCAUUGCUUCAGCCGAAGCCAAAUUCGGACUGCCAGAGGUUACCCGCGGCGUGAUCGCAUUAGCGGGCGCACUACCUCGCCUGAUUAGAACAGCGGGCAGACAACGGGCCAGCGAGAUGGCUCUCGUCGGUAGAAUGUACACCGCCGCCGAGAUGCGCGAAUGGGGACUUGUGAACAUAGUGGUGGAGAAAGGGCAAGACGAAUUUCUUCAGGAGGCUAUCAAGUUGGCGGACGCUGUUGCAGCAAACAGCCCUGACGCUGUGAUCGCGUCGAAGGAGGGAUUGCGGCUCGGGUGGGAACCAAUCGGGCCUGAGCUGGGUACGGAUAUCAUUGAGCGAGGUAUCUAUGGGCGAAUGGAUGCAGGCGAGAACAUGAAGGAGGGUGUGAGGAGCUUCGUUGAGAGAAGGAAGCCAGUGUGGAAGGACAGUAAGUUGUGA